ACGUGAGCCACCCCGCCCGGCCAGAAUAUAAGAAAGUUCUUCUAAAUCGGGAAUGGAUUGAAAUCUAAAUGAGCACGAACUUGGGGUACUUCAGCCUUCAAGGGGCUCCUUUAUGGAGGAUCGAUGUCUUCUCCUAGGUAAUUGAUCACCGUAGACCCAGGGACACCCAAUUCAUCGUUGAGGGAGGAUAAUCAUCAUGAAUAAUCAAAAGGCAGUGGCUGCGCUACUGCAAGAGUGCAAGCAAGUGCUGGACCAGCUUCUGUUGGAGGCGCCAGAUGUGUCGGAGGAGGACAAGAGCGAGGACCAGCGGUGCAGAGCUUCACUCCCCAGCGAGUUAAGAACCCUGCUCCAGGAGGCAAAGGAAAUGAAGUGGCCCUUCGUGCCCGAGAAGUGGCAGUACAAACAAGCCGUGGGCCCAGAGGACAAAACAAACCUGCAGGAUGUGAUCGGCGCUGGCUUGCAGCAGUUACUGGCGACUCUGCGGGCCUCCAUCCGCGCCCGGGACUGCGUGGCCGCGGCCGCCGUGGUGUUCCUGCUGGACCGGUGUCUCUACGGGCGCGACGUCUCCGCGGCGCUGCUGCAGGUCGCCAAGGGUCUGCACACGCUGCAGCCCGCGACGCCCAUCGCCCCGCAGGUGGUCAUUCGCCAAGCCCGCGUCGCCGCCAACUCAGGGAAACUUUUGAAAGCAGAGUAUAUUCUGAGCAGUCUGAUAAGCAACAAUGGAGCAACAGGUAGCUGGCUUUACAGAAAUGAAAGUGACAAGGUCCUGGUGCAGUCAGUCUGCAUACAGAUCAGAGGGCAGAUUCUGCAAAAGCUAGGGAUGUGGUAUGAAGCAGCAGAGUUAAUAUGGGCUUCCAUCGUGGGAUAUUUGACCCUUCCCCGGCCAGAUAAAAAGGGCAUUUCCACGUCACUAGGUAUACUGGCAGACAUCUUUGUUUCCAUGAGCAAGACAGAUUACGGAAAGUUUAAAGACAAUCCACAAGUUAACUUGGGCCUGCUGAAGGAGUUUGACCACCAGCUGCUGUCGGCCGCAGAAGCCUGCAAGCUGGCGGCUGCCUUCAGCGCCUACACGCCCCUCUUCGUGCUCACAGCUGUGAAUAUCCGAGGCACGUGCUUGUUGUCAUACAGUAGUUCUAAUGACUGUCCUCCAGAAAUGAAAAAUUUGUAUCUGUCUGAAGCCAAAGAGGCCUUUGAAAUCGGCCUCCUCACCAAGAGGAGAGAUGAGCCUGUUACCGGAAAACAGGAACUUCACAGUUUUGUCAAAGCUGCUUUUGGUCUCACCACGGUGCACAGAAGACUCCAUGGGGACACAGGGACAGUCUGUGCGGCCAGUCAGCUCUGUAGGGAAGCUAUGGAGAAGCUGUACACUUUCAGUACUUCCUCCAGAAGUCAGGACAGAGAAGCUUUGUCUCAAGAAAUCAUGUCUGUGGUUGCCCAGGUGAAGGACCAUUUACAAGUUCAAAGCUUCUCAAAUUUAGAUGACAGAUCUUAUGUUCCAGAGAGUUUCAAGUGCAGGUUGGAUGAACCCAUCUUGCAUGGGCGAGUGGAUUUCCAAAAUAUCCUUGAAACCUAUUCACAGCACCAUACUUCAGUGUGUGAGGUAUUUGAAAGCACUUGUAGAGACAGCAAAAAUAAGCAGAAAGAUGCAAAAACAGGAAUCUGUAUCACUGCUCUAAAAACAGAAACAAAAAACAUAGAUACUGUGAGUACUACUCAAGACAGACCAUGCUCUCAAAAAGGUAUGGGAAUAGCUUCCUCUCACAUGGCUAAAAAUAGUCAGGAGACACUCAGAAGGGUAGGAAGGAGAAACUGGACCCAUUCUGAUGCAUUUCAAGUGUCCCUGGACCAAGAUGUAGAGGCUGAGACGGAGCCACCAGGCCACAGCUAUGGUGAGGGAGCUGUUUUGAACAAGUCUCUGAGUGACAGCCAGAGCUCAAGCUCGUGGAGCAAGUUAUCAGGGUUUAGUUCUUCUGCAAGCUGGGAGGAAGUGAAUUAUCACAUUGAUGAUAGGUCACCAGGAAAAGAACCUAGCAAAGAAGAACACCUUGUGGACACGCAGUGUUCCACUGCCUUGUCGGAGGAGCUGGAGAAGGAUAGGGAAGGUAGAGCUGUGCAUUCGUCGUGUUCAGAGCUUUGUGGUCUCUCUCUCCAGGAGGACAAUUCAGAGUCUUCUCAAAGCCAACUGCACAAACACAUGCCCUUGACAACCUUCCCUCCUCACGAUACAACAGGCACAUUCUUGGCAUCUGCUGCAGGCCUGUUGGAAGGAGCUCCAGAAGGUAUCCAGGAAGUCAGAAAUGUUGGACCGAGAACUACUUCUGCUCACCUCAGACCCUCAUGUGGUUUUGCUUCUUGGUCUUCUGAUUCUGGUGGGCUCAAGGAGAUGGUCACAAAUCCUUCAGUUCAAGAAGAAACCUUUGAAAUAAUUGAUGAGUUUCUAGAAACUAACUGUGAUGCCAAAGACAGGCAUAGGGAAGAGAAGGAAGAAGAAAUCAAUGAAAGAAGCACAGGCCCUACAUGGAAAGGUAGCCCCUCCCAGGUUGGGCCAGAAGGAGAAACAGCAGAAGGCACAGAAGAUGCACCCUUUGACUUUCAUAUAGUCAUGGACAAUGCUCUGGGCAACAGUUCCAUAAUGGCAGCAUGUAGCUCUUUCACUCCUCAUUGGCCUGUUCAAAAUCCUGACUCAGGAAAGAGUGGUGGUUCAGUUAGAGAGCAGGGCAUUGACCCCGAUGCCUCCACUGUGGACGAGAAGCGCCAAGUGCUUGGCAGCACAGAUGUUCACUCCACGGGCGGAUGUGGCUCUCAUAGACUGUGUGCUCUGAGACAGCCACGUGGUCUGAGUGCUGAGACCCCCAAUUCCUCUGUGAGCAGUAACAUUCUCUUCCCCAUCCUCAAUGAGGACUGCACUACCACCGAGGAGGGAAACGAACCUGGAAACAUGCUAAACUGUAGUCAGAACUCCAGCUCAUCCUUGGCGUGGUGGUUGAGAUCACCUGCAUUUUCCAGUGGUUCUUCUGAGGGGGAAAGCCCGUGGUCCUAUGUGAAUUCCAGUGGGAGUUCUUUUGUUUCCCUGCCGGGAAAGACAAAGCAGGAGAUCCUUGAGGCUCGCACCUUGCAGCCUGAUGACUUUGAAAAACUCUUGGCAGGAGUGAGUCAUGACUGGCUGUUUCAGAGGCUGGAGGAUACAGGAGUUUUUAAGCCCAGCGAACUCCACCGAGCACACACUGCUCUUUUGUUAAAAUAUUCCAAAAAAUCUGAACUAUGGACAGCCCAGGAAACUGCUGUGUAUCUGGGGGACUACCUGGCUGUGAAGAAGAAAGGCAGACAAAGAAAUGCUUUCUGGGUUCACCAUCUUCAUCAAGAAGAAAUUCUGGGGAGAUAUGUUGGGAAAGAAUACAAGGAGCAGAAGGGGCUCUGGCACCACUUCACUGAUGUGGAGCGGCAGAUGACCGCGCAGUACUAUGUGACAGAAUUUAACAAGAGACUCUAUGAACGGAACAUUCCAACACAGAUCUUCUACAUCCCAUCCACAAUAUUACUGGUAAGAUUAAAGAAAUCAAGGGUUGGUUCAACAGGCUGUUGGGUGACCGGUAACGGGAAAGGGCUCAUCUACCUCACAGACCCCCAGAUUCACUCUGUUGGUCAGAAAGAUGUCACUACCAAUUUUGGAAAGAGAGGAAUUUUUUACUUCUUUAAUAACCAGCAUGUGGAGUGCAAUGAAAUAUGCCAUCGUCUUUCUCUGACCAGACCUUCCAUCGAGAAACCAAACAAGUCGUAGACUGACUACCCGGAUCGGAAAUGCGACAGACCUUAGUGACGCUCACCAGAUAUCGAACUCUCUUCUCCUUCCAGGCACAUAAAAUACGGCACAGACUGAUCCCUUUGGGCUUGGGUGAGGCUGUGGUACCGAUUCUGGCCAAUGAUUUGUGAGAGGAAUUGGCGAGUGUCACUUUCAGGCCUGCAUUUCAUUGCCACCGUAAGAUCCCGCAGACUCUCUUCCCUGUGCCUCAGUUACCAAGGACGCAUCGGGAGGUGCUUUUGCUAUGGA
Molecule: messenger RNA, 4048 nt
Organism: Propithecus coquereli (Coquerel's sifaka)
Lineage: Eukaryota; Metazoa; Chordata; Mammalia; Primates; Indriidae
Gene: ALPK1
Product: alpha-kinase 1
Exons: 14
Coding region: 197-3778 (1193 amino acids)
Biological process (GO): protein phosphorylation
Molecular function (GO): ATP binding; protein serine/threonine kinase activity
Source: RefSeq, a predicted model, not a curated record